Molecule: messenger RNA, 1236 nt
Organism: Mobula hypostoma (lesser devil ray)
Lineage: Eukaryota; Metazoa; Chordata; Chondrichthyes; Myliobatiformes; Myliobatidae
Gene: psmf1
Product: proteasome inhibitor subunit 1
Exons: 7
Coding region: 48-875 (275 amino acids)
Biological process (GO): proteasome-mediated ubiquitin-dependent protein catabolic process
Molecular function (GO): proteasome binding; endopeptidase inhibitor activity
Source: RefSeq, a predicted model, not a curated record
CGCCUCUGAGCUUGAGUGCGCACGCGCACUGCCGCGUUCCCGACACCAUGGCCGGCUUGGAGCUGCUUUACCACUCGGUUGCCCGCGACCUCGUUUCUUCGCGGGACGCGCUGGUCUGCUUCGUUCACUGGGAGAUCGUACGGGCCGGCUUCAAGUGCCUGGGGACCGGGGACCAGGCCUCAGCUGAUGAUAAGAAGAAGGAGCUGUUACCCAUGGGCUGGAAUGCAACUCAGGAACUGUACGCACUGCGUUAUCGUUCCGACAAUGAUCAGAAAGAGCUCCUGCUAAAGGCAGUCUCUGUAGAUACCAGUCUGAUCAUUAAUGUUAUGAAUUGCCAGUCUGAACAGGUUGUAGAUUUAACAGUGAAUUUAGAUGACUAUAUCAGCUCAGAGCACCUGCAGCAAUAUGACAGAGUUUUCAAAAAGAAGGACGAGUUACGGCACCUUGUUGAAUCCACAAUCAUUUCACCUUUACUUGGGUCGAAACAGAGGACAGCAGGAGGGUCUCAGAGAGAAAAGAAGUCAGUCCAGCCUGCAUCAAGUGCUGAACAGCGCACAAACACCAGCCCACUCUUCAUCCCUCCUCGUGUCCCAGAGAGGCAACCUCCUUGGUCUAACCCUAUGGCACCAUUUGCAACAGGAGGAGAUGAUCUCGAUCCAUUUAGCGACCGAAGAGGUGGGAUGAUUGUAGAUCCUUUAAGGUCCGGAAUGCCAAGAUCUGGCUUUGAUCCAUCAUCGGGAAUACCAGGACAGCUUCCUCCUGGAUCCGUGCCUCCUGGAGCCAGGUUUGAUCCGUUUGGACCAAUUGGACGUGGCCGUGCUGGCCCUGACCCCGACCACCUUCCUCCUCCAGGAUACGAUGAUUUAUUCAUGUGAUAUUCAACCUCUCCUUUUAUGCAUCUGGAAACCUCUAGUGUCAAUCACAAUUUGGGAAAUCCUGUAGCUUUUGCGAACGUUAAUUGAAUAUUUUACAAUCUGCUACCUGCUCUUCUAUGUGUGUCUCUCUCUGAAGAACAACAGCUUCAGCUGAACCAGUGUAGCUGAUGAACUCAACAAGUGAAGCUCCUAGGCACAGCCAAAACCCUUAGCUGCUGAUGUGUUACAAACAACCCAAACAUCAGUUGUCAGCGUGUGAUUCUCUUUUGAAAGGCAGGUGACGUUUAAUGCAUAAGAAUUUGGGUUUCAGUGAUCCUGAACAUAAUAAACUGCUGGACAAACAAGAAUGCUGUUUGAGUCC